Molecule: messenger RNA, 1056 nt
Organism: Harpia harpyja (harpy eagle)
Lineage: Eukaryota; Metazoa; Chordata; Aves; Accipitriformes; Accipitridae
Gene: PRR15L
Product: proline rich 15 like
Source: RefSeq, a predicted model, not a curated record
GUGGGGACAGGCCGGUGGGUGCCCGUGGGGCAGAGAGAGCCCGGCGGGGAGAAGCGGGUGGCAGGAACCGGUCUGGCAGCCCGGCCAGUCACCGGUUUCGGCUAAUCCCGCCGAAAGCUGCCGGAGCCACGCUCCCGCCGGUUGCCCUUAACUCCUGGCUGCCCGAAACACGUGCCACGUGCCGUCCCGGUACUUGCCGGAGACCUGCCCUCGAGGUCGGCGGGGUGACGACCGAGCCCGGCACGGUGCCGUGGUCCGUGGCGGCACCCCGGAGCCGCUGCGGGCUGUCAGCCGCCAUCGGGGCUCAGCCCUGGGUUCCCCCAUCAUGAAUAUUCAGCCGUGCCCUGGCCCGGCCCCGUUGUUUGCUCAGGCAAGGAGGGGUUUGGUCGAGGGUUCACCUUGACGGGGAGCAAACGGGGCAGCGGCAGGUAGACGGCACCCUGCCCGUGCACCGCAGCCGGAGCCGCCCCGGCACCCCUGGGAACCCCGGGCUGGGCGGCCGCAGCGGAGGCGUGGGAGGUGCAGGGGCCGGCGGCGAUGGCCGACAGCCAUGGCUGGUGGAAGCUGACCUUCCUGCGGAAGCGCCAGUCAGCGCCCAAGGUGCUGUACGAGAACCCCGACAGCCACGCCGCCGCCGGCGAGAGCCAAGAGGGGCCGGGUGAGGAGGGACCGCCCGGCUUCGCCGCCCGCCUGGAGAAGAUCGUGGACAAGAAGCAAGGCAAACACGUCAAGGUCUCCAACUCGGGACGCUUCAAGGAGAAGAAGAAAGUGCGGGCGACGCUGGCUGAGAAUCCCAACCUCCGUGCCGCCGGCGAGCGGGAGGAGAAAUGACCCGGCCGGUUGUCACCCCCCGGCCACCGCCACCGGCUGUCCACAGCGGCUUGACUCCAUCCCCUCGCGGGGACGCUGGAUUGUGGGGCUUCGGAAGCAGAAAGGACUUGGACUGGGGUUUAUUUAAGGGAGAAACGAGGACCCUGUUUAAUUGCAGCCCCCGGGCUCGCGGCACCCCAGGGGCAGAGGGAGAACCGGGGAGCGGAGCCAGGUGCACCCCCUCCU